CUAUUUGCCCAAAGCUACAUUUUGCCCAGAAACUCUCUGACCUGAGAGGUGAUAAAAGAACGCACCCAGCAAGGACUGCAGUCAGCUAGAGAACAAGGGGUGGUCUCCCAGCCUCUCAGGAAGAUGGAGGCCCACAAUGCGUCUGCUCAUGUCAACUUCACGCUGCCACCCAACUUCGGCAAGCGCCCCACCGACCUGGCGCUCAGCGUCAUCCUGGUGCUCAUGCUGCUCGUCAUGAUGCUCUCGCUGGGCUGCACCAUGGAGUUCAGCAAGAUCAAGGCUCACCUCUGGAAGCCUAAAGGGCUGGCCAUCGCCCUGGUGGCACAGUAUGGCAUCAUGCCCCUCACUGCCUUUGCACUGGGCAAGAUCUUCCGGCUGACCAACAUCGAGGCACUGGCCAUCCUGAUCUGUGGCUGCUCACCUGGGGGGACCCUGUCCAAUGUCUUCAGUCUGGCCAUGAGGGGAGACAUGAACCUCAGUAUUGUGAUGACUACCUGCUCCACCUUCUUUGCCCUGGGCAUGAUGCCUCUCCUUUUGUACACCUACUCCAGAGGGAUCUAUGAUGGGGACCUGAAGGACAAGGUGCCCUAUGGAAACAUCAUGAUAUCACUGAUCCUGGUCCUCAUUCCUUGUACAAUAGGAAUCUUCAUCAAAUCCAAACGGCCACAAUAUAUACCCUAUGUUAAGCAGGGAGGGACGCUAAUCAUUGCCACUUUCAGUGGGGCCAUCGUCACCCUUUCUGCCAUCAAUGUAGGCAAGAGCAUCAUGUUUGCCAUGACACCAACCUUGCUGGCCACCUCCUUCCUGAUGCCCCUUAUUGGCUUCCUGCUGGGCUACCUUCUCUCUGCUCUCUUCUGCCUCAAUGGACGAUGCAGACGCACUGUCAGCAUGGAGACCGGAUGCCAAAAUAUUCAACUCUGUGCCACCAUCCUCAAUGUGACCUUUCCCCCUGAAGUCAUUGGACCACUUUUCUUUUUUCCUCUCCUCUACAUGAUUUUCCAGCUUGGAGAAGGGCUUCUCCUCAUUGCCAUCUUUCGGUGCUAUGAGAAAAUCAAGACUCCCAAGGAUAAAACAAAAAUGAUGUACACAGCUACCACAAAUGAAGAACAACUCCAGCAGUUCUGAAAAAUGGGACCAACAAAAUAGAAGAUUGCUCCCCUAGCACAUUGUACUCCUCCCUCCACCUGGACUCUGGUCAUAAAGCAAUUCAGAAAACCAGU
Microcebus murinus (gray mouse lemur) is the source of this 1220-nucleotide messenger RNA. It is a transcript of the gene SLC10A1, whose product is annotated as solute carrier family 10 member 1. Gene Ontology annotation, molecular function: bile acid:sodium symporter activity. Gene Ontology annotation, cellular component: membrane. NCBI's taxonomy places the organism in Eukaryota, Metazoa, Chordata, Mammalia, Primates, Cheirogaleidae. The record is from RefSeq and is a predicted model, not a curated record. Gene Ontology annotation, biological process: bile acid and bile salt transport.